This is a messenger RNA of Aspergillus puulaauensis, 603 nucleotides long. It is a transcript of the gene SPC24, whose product is annotated as kinetochore Spc24 family protein. The record is from RefSeq and is a predicted model, not a curated record. Lineage: Eukaryota; Fungi; Ascomycota; Eurotiomycetes; Eurotiales; Aspergillaceae. The transcript is spliced from 3 exons. The coding region runs from base 1 to 603 and encodes 200 amino acids.
AUGCUGCUCGACGAGAACCCCUCUACACUUAUCCAUCACACAAUCGGCAACUUUAACAUCGCGCCCGACAAACAAGCCGUCUCCCGCAUCAAUGACUCCCUUGCGACACUCCAACAGUCUCGCGAUCUACGCAUCCGCGAGGCCGAGUCUGCCCUGCGAAAACUCUCGCGUCACCUCCAGUCGUUAAACACCCAACAUGAUGAGGCCGUCGUCGCCCACGAUGCGAGUAAACACUCAACUGCCAUGGUCGAGCUAGACACGAAGAAAUUCCGCGUUGCAAAGGCUGCAUCCGAACUAGAAAUUGAGAGCGAACGGCUCGAGAGCGAGCUGGAGAUGCUGAAGGAACGGCUGGCGGAUCUGGAAGCGCAGGGUAUUGAAGGCGAUGAGCCGACGCGGAGAGAGAGGGAAGCCGACGACUCCAUUCUGCUCCGUUUGAAAAUCUACCGCGCCUUGGGCAUUGAUAUUGAACCCGACGAGGCGGGCAACUUCACCAAAGCUGUCAUCCGCAACAGCCGCAAGAGCGAUGUCCACGUCGUCAACCUCGAUCCGAAAUUCUCGCGCUUCUUCUAUUCCAACUAUUUCUGGUCGACUAUGCAGGGCUAA